Molecule: messenger RNA, 837 nt
Organism: Microthlaspi erraticum
Lineage: Eukaryota; Viridiplantae; Streptophyta; Magnoliopsida; Brassicales; Brassicaceae
Source: the annotation of a GenBank genome assembly
AUGAUAACUCUUCUCCGAGACGACGAUGAGGAAAGUGACAUAGACGAAGCCAAAAUGCUACUUAUUGGCGCGAAUGGAAUCGACGGUGAGAGUGUCUCUCCUCUGCCUGACGGUGCACAGGAGCUUCAGCAGUACAAUAUCCGUUCGAUCGAGUCAACGGUCGUAAUCCGCCAGCUGACGUCACAGGGUCUCUCCUUCCAGCUCUGGCCGGCCGCCUCUACUUUCGUCAAGCUGCUGGAUGAUUAUCGCCGCGACCCUAGCAACAGCCCCCUCGCCACCACACUCUCGUCGCUGAAAUCGGACGGUCCUGAUUCAUCGUCCCCGAUAAACAUACUCGAGCUCGGAUCUGGAACUGGGAUCGUCGGAAUAGCUGCCGCCGUCACUCUGUCCGCUAACGUCACGGUGACGGAUCUCCCACACGUUCUCGAUAAUCUCAACUUCAACGCGGACGCAAACGCUCAAGUUGUGGGGAGAUUCGGCGGGAAAGUCCACGUCGCACCGCUGCGAUGGGGUGAAUCUGAUGACGUGGCGCUUCUAGGCGGGAACGUUGACCUGGUUAUAGCGUCUGACGUGGUGUACCACGACCACCUCUAUGAGCCUCUACUCGAAACGCUGCGUUUGAUGAUGACAGCGAUGCAUUUAGAAGGGAAAAGGUUGAUAUUCCUAAUGGCUCAUCUAAGGAGAUGGAAGAAAGAAUCUGUCUUCUUCAAGAAAGCUCGAAAGCUCUUCGAUGUUGACGUCAUACAUUCUGAUGUUCCUCCACAAGGUUCCAGAAUCGGCGUUUUGGUUUACCGUUUUGCCACCAAACAGCCAAAACAAAAUGGUCGGACUGUUUAA